UUCAAAUUGGUAGCUUCUUUGAAGGUGCACGACCAAGACGUGAAGGAUGUGGUGUCGCCCUUUGAUGACACCAUUGUCUCUGUUUCCAGAGACGCUUCUGUUAAGAUAACUCGGCUAGUGGAUGUGAAAAACCAGAUUUGGACCUCAUCAAUCAACUUUGUUUCCAGUGCGUUUUUGAACAGCGUCACCUUGACGAAAUACCAAAGCAGCUAUUUGAUUGCUUCCGGUGGUCAAGACAAACUAGUUAGUUUCACCCCCUUGGGCUCAAACCAAGAUGAGAAAAUAUACCAUAAGCCAAAGUAUUGUUUGAUCGGCCAUCAGUCGAAUGUUUGUGCUUUAAAUUCUUAUUCCCUGCACUCCAUUGAAGAUGAGAACAGUUUGAUAAUUUCUUCUUCCUGGGAUAGUUCUGCAAUUGUUUGGGAAGACUUUCAAGUCAAGUAUAAGUUACUUGGUCAUUCUCAAUCUGUCUGGGAUUGCAAAUUCAUUGACAAAGACAACUAUGUGACUUGUUCUGCUGACAAAUCUAUCAAGUUUUGGUUCAAGAAUAGACUAGUCAAAUCAAUUGAGAAUGCUCAUAAAGAUGUCAUAAGAAAUUUGUUGGUAUUAAAAGAUUUAAAUCUAUUGAUAACAUGUUCAAAUGACUCUUCGAUUAAAUUUUGGAACUUUUCAGAAAGAGUUUUGAUCAAUUCAAUUGAAAACGCUCACAAUUCUUUUAUUUACACUAUAAAAAGAUUAUCAGAUGAUAAAUUUAUAUCAACGAGUGAAGACCGUUCAAUUAAGAUAUGGAACAUUCACACUUUUUCUUGUCUUCAGACUAUAACUUUUCCUUGUGUAUCAAUCUGGUCUUGUUCUGUUUUACCAAACACUGAUGAUAUAGUUGUUGCUGGUUCCGACGGUUACAUUUACAUUUUCUCAGCAGAUCCAUCAAGACAAAAUUCUGUUAAACACCAAGAAUUUUUAAAUGAUGUUGAACAUUCUGCUAUAAAUUCUCAAACUUUGGACAAAUCACAAAUUCACGAUUCAACCAUUUUGGCUACAGCCGGUAAGCAUGAUGGUCAGGUUGUAAUGGUUAAAGAUAGUUCAUCUGUAUUGGCUUACAAUUGGUCCUCAGAAGAAAACAAAUGGGUCAAAAUUGGUGUAGUAGUAGGCGGCUCUCAAGGUACAAGCUCAAAAAAGGAGUACAAGGGCAAAAAGUAUGAUUAUGUUUUUGAUGUGGAUAUAAAGGAAAACGAGCCUCCUUUGAAGCUAUGCUAUAACCUAUCCGAGAGCCCUUAUCUGGCUGCAGAGAAAUUUCUUGCUGAUAAUGACCUACCCAGAAGCUAUUUGGAUGAAGUUGUUAAUUUCAUUUUGAAAAACACUGAGCAGGUCAACAUGGAAUCUUCAUCUGCAACUCAAUCUCAAAACUCUUCAAGUUUUUAUAAUCCAUAUGCUGAUGAUCGACAAACCAAACCUGUUGAUUUUCAAACUUUUGAAUCCUUCAAAUCUUCCUUGAUUAUGGAAGGUAUUGAGAAAGGCAACAAUUCUAUUGAAAACAUUCAAGUAAAGCUUUCUAAAAAAGAAUUGACAGACAUUAGCUCAAAUCUAUCAAAUUCAUUAUUUCGAAAUGAUUCAAAAAAGGCCUUUGAUUUGCUUGAAACUUCCUUGAAAAUAGUUGAAAAUUGGCCCGUUAAUCAUAAAUUGGUUGGUUUUGAUUUAUUAAGAAUUAUCAUCAAAUACAUUCCU
Ascoidea rubescens DSM 1968 is the source of this 1722-nucleotide messenger RNA. RefSeq names its product Doa1p (gene DOA1). Gene Ontology annotation, biological process: proteasome-mediated ubiquitin-dependent protein catabolic process; ubiquitin recycling. The transcript has a single exon. The record is from RefSeq and is a predicted model, not a curated record. The annotation marks the transcript as partial. Gene Ontology annotation, molecular function: ubiquitin binding. Lineage: Eukaryota; Fungi; Ascomycota; Saccharomycetes; Ascoideales; Ascoideaceae. Gene Ontology annotation, cellular component: nucleus; cytoplasm.